UAUGCUUGUUUCAUUUGCAACCAAUGAUUUUGUGGUCGAAAACUGAUAUGAGAAACUGCAUUCAGAGUCACAUGCUACUCAUGAAAACCUUUCUUAAACUCCAAAAAGUCUUCGGCUUCGUGGCGAUGUGGUUCGCUAUCAACUGUGCCAUCUGUCUCUGUUCUCUCGUCUUUCAAGCUGUCGAGAUGGAUAAAGUACAGGCUGUGAAAGUAUUUUAUCUGCUUAUACACAGUUUCGUCAAAUUGUUCCAAGCGUAUUUGUACACUUGGUGUGGGAACAUCAUUACUGUGGAGAGUGAAAUCUGCUUAAAUGCCGCAUAUGAAGCUCACUGGUCGGAUUCUGGCGACAAGCGUUUCAUGAAGGACAUACUAACCGUUGCGUUGCAGCGGCCGAUGGUAUUUAAAGCGAAUAAAUUUAUGGAAUUGCGUAUGGAGCUGUUUCUGAAAAUGAAUGUUGAAUUUUUACUGUACGCACAUGCCCAUCUCGAUUGCAAGUUGAUGCAAUAAAACCGUUUUUAUGCUUU
Nasonia vitripennis (jewel wasp) is the source of this 523-nucleotide messenger RNA. RefSeq lists its product as uncharacterized. Gene Ontology annotation, biological process: sensory perception of smell; detection of chemical stimulus involved in sensory perception of smell. Gene Ontology annotation, cellular component: plasma membrane. Lineage: Eukaryota; Metazoa; Arthropoda; Insecta; Hymenoptera; Pteromalidae. Gene Ontology annotation, molecular function: olfactory receptor activity; odorant binding. The record is from RefSeq and is a predicted model, not a curated record. The transcript has 3 exons. Bases 24 to 506 code for a protein of 160 amino acids.